This is a messenger RNA of Arvicanthis niloticus (Nile rat), 1251 nucleotides long. RefSeq names its product cysteine rich secretory protein 1 (gene Crisp1). Lineage: Eukaryota; Metazoa; Chordata; Mammalia; Rodentia; Muridae. Gene Ontology annotation, cellular component: extracellular region. The record is from RefSeq and is a predicted model, not a curated record.
GACAAAGACCAGGUUCAUAUCAGCACACAAUUUUAAGAGCUACAUGGAUGUGGAUAUGACAAUGAAACUCAUCUUGUUAUUGUUUGUUACUGUCUUUGUUCCUGUUGAGACUAUCAGACCUCUCAAUCUGCAUAGAGCUCUUUAUAAUAAACUCAUCACAGAAUCACAAACUGAACCACAAGAGGAAAUUGUCAAUACACAUAAUGCCUUCAGGAGAAAAGUGUCCCCGCCAGCCAAGAACAUGUUGAAAAUGAGUUGGAGUUCAGCUGCUGCAGAGAACGCUAGAAUCUUGGCGAGGUACUGUGACAAAUCGCAGAGUGAUGCGAUUGAGAGGAGACUACCAAAUACAUUUUGUGGAGAAAAUAUGUUUAUGGAACAUUAUCCUUCUUCCUGGUCAAAAGUAAUUGAAAUCUGGUACAAUGAGUCUAAGUACUUCAAGUAUGGAGAAUGGCCGUCCACAGAUGAUGACAUCCAGACUGAUCACUAUACUCAGAUGGUCUGGGCCUCUUCCUACCUCGUUGGCUGUGAUGUUGCAUCAUGUCGCAGGAAAAAGGCAGCUACAUAUCUCUACGUGUGUCACUAUUGUCAUGAGGGAAAUAAUCAAGACACACUAAAUAUGCCUUAUAAGGUGGGCUCACCAUGUGACGACUGUCCAAAUAACUGUGAAGACGGACUGUGCACUAACCCCUGCCUUUAUUAUGAUGAAUAUAACGACUGUGAUAAGCAGGUAAAACUUUACGGAUGCUCACAUCGAGCCGUCCAGCCAUUCUGCAAGGCCUCUUGUCUGUGUACAACUGAAAUAAAAUAACCUAGUGUUUGCUACUGUGCUGUGGAGAUAAAGGCUGUUUUCAGGAUCAUUUAUUUCACCUGGAUGUUAUGUACUGUAAGACCCACUACUGAAUUUCAUUUGUUUUUUUAAACUAUGCCUCAAAACUUAAUUUUUAACCAUCAUUUAUAGACAUCAUUGUACUUUCAUCAAGACUGUACCCCUGUCAUGUAGUAACAUUGCUUUAAACUUCUUUGUUUGAAGAAAGGGCAAAUCAAAUGCUUGCCCCAAAUUUAAUACAUGUGAUUUGUGGUGUGUAGGUUGACGCAAUCCAAAGAAUGUAUGAGUCUUUUAUCUGUAACUUUCAGUAAAACAGUUUGUACUAAACCCCCUUUAAUAACAUCCCAUUUCCCAACAACCCUAGUAUUUUUUUCUUUAACUUUUCAACUUCCAUUCUAUUUUAAAUCAAACAUUAAAAAUAUUCA